CUCCAGCUUGCUCAGGGGGAAGGGCAGAUAUAUCUGUACACUUUUUGCAAACUGUCGGGAGACAAUUAAGAAAAGAACCUUUGAGGAUACAGACUUUCAGAUUUUAUUGGAACCAAAAGUGCUAAAAGACGCUAUUGACGGCAGACGCAAGAAAGCCAUACAGCGUGAAACAACACCCACUCAAGGAGAGUUCACUAAACAGGGAACACAGUUCUGCAAGAAAAUGGAGGAACAAAACUGUUUACUAUUGGACAAAGAACCUCCAAAGAAACAGCAAUACAAGAAGCGUGACAUCAAGAUAGCGUGUUACAUAUUACUUCCAUGGUUGUUGGUGCUGAGUUUUUUGAUUGCUGUGUUGUUUGAACUAUACCAGAAGCCAAUUGGAAUUGAUGAUCCGAUAAAGGAUUUACCACAGAAGACAUUGUUAUCACAUAAAAUAAGAGAAGUUCAGGUGGAUCGACUCCUGACAUCAGACAUUGAUACAUCAAGAGACAUUGUUGGACAAAUUAGAUUCGGUUAUGGCUCCAGAGAUCAACCUUGUUUGACUAUAUUUUUUGAGCAUACCUCAGAAAUCACGGUUCAUGCAAAAGUAGGACCAAAAGCCAAAUUCACACAGUCACAGGGGAAUUAUACCCAUAAUAAUCAGACAGGUGUUUGGGAAUGUCAUCCUACUGAGUCCAUGUGGUGGUCUAUAACAAUUAAGGGAGAAGAACAUGCACAAUGGACAGGUGAUGUUACCAAUGAGAUGUUAACAUCAGGGAAAAUGGGAAGAUCUAAGACAGAGAUUUGGUAUAAGACUCAGUCUUAUGGGAAAAUCUUAGAUCCUUCACUGCUUUCUAUAUCAGCAGGGGAUGAUGAUUGGACUAGGGUUUGGAACUUUCAGGUGGAAAGAGAGACAGCUUUGGUCAAAGUAUCUUUUGUGUUUACGGUAACUAAUUCUAUAGCACCUGAAGUUAGAGUUAAUCCCCGUAGUGUGAAAGUCCAAGAGGAAUUGGAACCUAUAGAACUACAAUGUGGGACAAGGUUACCAUUACCCCAGGAAGCAUCACUCGUUUGGUCAAAAGGGAAAACAUCUUUAGGAAGUUUUACGAAUAAUCCAACUCGUAUACUUCAUAAGGGUCAAAUGGGGGAGGUACAUUGGAAUGGUAUGCAUUUUAUGCUUAGAUUAGAUAGUCCAACUCGUAAAGACUCUGGGAUAUAUGAAUGUUGUGUAUUACUGAAAGGAGAUUACAAACACUGCGACAGAGCAAAUGUCAGUGUUUGGUCCCCUGAAGAUAAUUUGUGUACUGGUACUACACUCAAACCAUCCAAUCCUUUUCAGGUUAAUUAUUUUCAAUCUAAACCAUUAUUGAGGAAUGGAUCGUUUGUAACCCUAGUUUGGACUUUUAACAUGACUGGAAAAUAUCCACUUGGUUUCCUCAAUGUUUGUCACACCUUACUAAUAUGGAAAAAGGUCUUGCCCAAUGGUUUGGACAAAAUCCAUUGA
Messenger RNA from Spea bombifrons (plains spadefoot toad), 1486 nucleotides. RefSeq lists its product as uncharacterized. The record is from RefSeq and is a predicted model, not a curated record. NCBI's taxonomy places the organism in Eukaryota, Metazoa, Chordata, Amphibia, Anura, Pelobatidae. The transcript has 2 exons. The coding region runs from base 224 to 1486 and encodes 420 amino acids.